This is a messenger RNA of Daphnia magna, 1824 nucleotides long. RefSeq names its product transforming growth factor-beta-induced protein ig-h3. Bases 758 to 1741 code for a protein of 327 amino acids. Gene Ontology annotation, molecular function: cell adhesion molecule binding. NCBI's taxonomy places the organism in Eukaryota, Metazoa, Arthropoda, Branchiopoda, Diplostraca, Daphniidae. The transcript is spliced from 9 exons. Gene Ontology annotation, biological process: cell adhesion; extracellular matrix organization. Gene Ontology annotation, cellular component: extracellular matrix. The record is from RefSeq and is a predicted model, not a curated record.
UUAAUUUUGUAAUUCCGUAGUGGCGCCACCAGCGGUUGCUGCUUAGCCACUCUAUUGUCUCCCAUCCUCUUUUCAAAGGUGUCAUUUUCUGUGUCUUCUCCUGAUUUCCCAGUGCUAUACUGACAUCUUGAUUAAUUGACACAGCUCUGACUAGAAUUGUAUAGCCCUGACUAGAAUUGUAUAAAAGAAAACGUGACUAGAAGUUGACUAGCACUGAGGUCUGACUAGAGUUGAGGUCUUGACAGACGGAACCUUAAGCAAGUUGCUGUGAUAACGGUUCUUGCCCUCCUGACCUGGUGUUCACCCACUGUGUUGAGUGACCCAGUUGUAUCGUAAUCUUUAUUCCUCAUCCAAGCUAGCUCUGCUAGAUUGAUGAUAGAUGAUCAGAAUUCAUGACUUCGUUUUAUCGAGACUGACACAAUAUACUCGUGGUCCAUACAGUCCACUACUCGAGUACCAACCAAGCUAUCAACUAUGAUAGGCCAGAGAACCGAUGCGGGCAGAGAACCGAUGCAGAGAUACAAGUCCUUCAAGGUCCAGUAUCUAAAGCAGAUUGCGCUAUUUCUAACGGAAAAACUGAAAUAGCCCUUAUGGUUAUGGUGACGAAAUGUGGUUAUUUAGAACUUCUUUACAAAAUCGUACUGCCAAUUAAUGCAGCAUAUUUAGAAAUUAACAGUAUAAAAAGGAGUUGUUCUAGCAAAAAAAAAAAUUAGUGUCUGAUACAGCCACUGUUUGAAAGAAACACUCUUUUUCAAGUAUGAAGUUAAUACUGGUUAUUGCUUUCUUUGUAGUUAACGUAACUGCAUCUGUUUACGCUACGCAAAAUCAGUAUGAUUCAGCAUACGCCGUUCAAUCAGCAUACCCCCCAAAAUCGGUAGACCUUUUGAAUGUUCUCAGACAGAAUGGCUUCACAACUUUCGUUGAUCUGAUAGUGAAGGCUGGUUUAGUGGAAACCUUUUCUGCCAAAAGACCUUUCGUCGUAUUGGCCCCCACCAAUGAAGCCUUCGCAGCCAUCGAUCCUGCAAUUCUAGCAGCCCUUUUAAAAGAUAUUUACCUGUUGAGAGACAUUCUUCGUUAUCAUCUGGUGCUUUUCAGGGAGCUAUGCAGUCUCGUGUCUUCCAUCUUUGUUGAACUACCUAUGAACACUGCGCUAGGUGAAGUAGUCCGUUUCAACGUGUACCGAAACAAAGGGCCUUCUUUUGCUACCGAAGAUAUUGCAACAGCUAACGGAGUGCCACUUUUGAGAGCUAUUCCAACAGGUAAAAGCAUUAUUUACCCCAUUGAAAAGGUUCUCAAUCCGCAAGACGUAUCGCCCAACAACACCGCCAUUAAUUUCUUGAGAAGCAACAAAGACUUCUCCAUCUUCCUAAGCGUACUCGAAGUCCUUGGAAUAACUGAAAAUUAUUUCAAAGUCCGUCCAAAAACGACGUUUGUUCCGACCAACGCCGCGUUCAAAGCGCUUCCGCCUGGUGUUCUCGAUUCCAUUUUUGCCGACCCAGACAAAUUAGUUUUGCUUUUAAACACGCACGUCGCGUCUGGAACUUUUUACACAGCUGGACUCAUUGACGGCCCCCUCACCGUUUUAGUUGGCAUUCAGGUGGAUAUUGACGUAACUCCCUAUGGUAUUACCGUGGGAAAUGCUGAAAUCAUUGAGCCGGACAUAACGGUGUCCGACGGAGUUGUACACGUUAUCAGUUCGGUUAUUCAAGCCCAAGAAACUUGCUUGAACCGGCCGUAUUAAUGACGCAUAUUACAAAUGAUUGGCAAUGGAACUGAAACAUUUGAUUUUUUUGUGAAGAAAAUACAAUACGAAUAUUUAGCAUA